Molecule: messenger RNA, 1340 nt
Organism: Saccoglossus kowalevskii
Lineage: Eukaryota; Metazoa; Hemichordata; Enteropneusta; Harrimaniidae
Product: hepatocyte growth factor receptor-like
Biological process (GO): protein phosphorylation; semaphorin-plexin signaling pathway; regulation of cell migration
Cellular component (GO): semaphorin receptor complex; plasma membrane
Molecular function (GO): semaphorin receptor activity; protein binding; protein tyrosine kinase activity
Source: RefSeq, a predicted model, not a curated record
UUUCGGUUUAGUCUAUCGUGGCGUGUUGAAAACUGACGACGGUGUGGAAAUGGAAGUGGCUAUAAAAACACUACAUGAGGGAAGUAGUAUCAAGGACAGUAUACCUUUUCUGAGAGAGGGUGUCUUCAUGAAAGACUUCAAACAUAAAAACGUUUUGCGUUUAAUCGGUGUGUGUCUUCAUCAGAAAGAAUGUCCAUUGGUUAUCCUUCCGUAUAUGAAAAAUGGCAAUUUGUUGGGGUACAUACGAAACCCUGAGAAGGAGCCGACUGUUAGGGAUCUCAUUACAUUCGGUUUACAGGCCGCGGAGGGAAUGAAAUAUUUAUCUUCGUUAAAAUUUGUGCAUAGAGAUUUAGCAGCUAGAAAUUGUAUGCUUGACGAUGAACUGAAUGUCAUGGUGGCUGACUUUGGAUUAUCUCGAGAUAUUUAUGAACAGGAAUAUUACAGUGCAAAAGACAAGCAUACUAAAUUACCUGUCAGAUGGAUGUCACUGGAAUCACUAGAACGAAAUAUUUAUAAUACAAAAACAGAUGUGUGGUCAUUUGGUGUUGUCAUAUGGGAACUGAUGACCCGUGGUGUGACACCGUAUCCAUCCGUAGAUAAUUGGGACAUAGCAAAAUAUUUAAGGAAAGGGAAGAGGUUAAUGAAACCACAGUACUGUUCAGAUGAAUUGUAUGACAUUAUGUUAGAUUGUUGGUCAAUCGAGCCUGAAAAACGACCAACUUUUUCUGAUUUGGUGUACCAGUUAAAAAAGCUGCUGGCGUCUUUUGGGAACUCUAAAUUUCUGGAUCAAGAAGCUGUUUAUGUAAAUGUGCCAAGGAGCGACUCUUACACAAAAGCUACCAGAGGAACACCAUCAACUUUGACCCCAUCCACCCCUUCAUUGUCAUCGCCAGAGUUGCCUGAAGCCAAAUAUAUGAACACUUAAUAAGUCAAGUUGUAAGUCAGAGGCCGCUUUGUAUGUAUGUUUCAUGAAAUAUUGUUGUCGUGACAGCAAGGAUUGCUAAGAAACCCAUUAGAGUCAUGAUUGGUACCAGUAUAAUUUAACAUCUUGCUCGACAAUCAACGAUUUUGAUAGAUAUGUCUACUCCAUUGUUCAUCAAGAGCCGUUUUUGUGACAUUGACAUUGACAAUGAUUCUGCCACCAGGCAAUUAUUAAGUGGAACUGACAUUCAGGAUCAUGGAGGAUUUUCAGACAAAAAUUGUUGUAAUAGGUUUUCAAGAGCUGCUUUUUUUUUAUUAGCAUUUUCAUAGGCAUUAUAAUACUAUAUCUAUGUAUGGUAUUUAAUGAUCCCAUGCAGAUGUUUCCUGUGUUGGUGAAAUAAAGACUCAUUAAUUAACCC